AAGGGCGCCAUCACUUCCAGCUGAACAGCAUCCCCCCUCUAAUCCUUCACAACCCCAGACCAAGGAACCUAAGUGCCAACUUCAAGUAGACCUUGAGAGUAAAGCUCUUUGAGGACAGCCACACCCUCUGCCCUGGUGUGAGGUGAAUGCUGUGAUGCCAUUUGGAUGCCUUGCCCUGAGAGAUGGGCGGACUUACGACAGCAUAUCUGAUGUCACAGAUAAAUACGACUUUGGACAAGUUCUUCGAGCGAAGGAGUUUUGUGAGCUGUGCCUGGCAAAGGACAGACAAACAGAAAAGGUGUUUGUCUGCAAGAAAUUUUUCAAAAAGGAUGGAAGAAAAGUCCGCAAGGCCGCCAAGAAUGAGAUCAUGAUCUUGAAAUUGGUCAAUCACCCAAACAUCCUUCAGCUGAUAGAUACAUUUGAAACUCGAAAAGAAUACUUCAUAAUCCAGGAACUUGCCACAGGGGGAGAUGUAUUUGACUGGAUUUUGGACCAAGGGAAUUACACAGAGAGAGAUGCUUCCAAUGUUAUCAGACAGGUGUUGGAGGCUGUGGCGUACCUACACUCUCUCAACAUUGUUCACAGAAAUCUAAAGCUUGAAAACUUGAUGUACUACACAGAAAACAACCACAAUAAAGUAGUUCUGCGAGAUUUUUACCUCUCCAGAUUUGAGAAUGGACCAAUCACAGAGCCAUGCGGAACACCUGAAUACCUCGCUCCUGAAGUGGUUGCUCGUCAUCGGUACGGUCGCGCUGUGGACUGCUGGGCAGUGGGGGUGAUCAUGUACAUACUCUUAUCGGGCAACCCUCCCUUUUAUGAUGAGACUGAGGAAGAAAACACAGAUCUACAUAAUCGCAUCAUCUUCUGCCGCAUCGUUGCUGGGGACUUUGAGUUUGAUUCUCCUCACUGGGAUGACAUUUCACCUGCAGCUAAAGCCCUUGUGUGUAGACUCAUGGAAGUGGACCAGAUGCUGAGAAUCACAGCAGAGGAUGCUCUACGCCACGAAUGGAUUGCAGGGAACGGUGCAUCAGAGAAGAACUUGAAGGAUGGUGUGUGUGCCCAGUUUGAGAAGAAUUUUGCAAAGGCCAAAUGGCGGGAGUUAAAGAAAGCAAUCCGAGUGACAACCUUCAUGCAACGGUUGAAGAACUCCGAAGCACUGAAUGAUAGUUCAGUUGAGGUUCAGGGUGGGCAACAGGUAGGAGAUGGUGAAGGGGGCGUUUCCCAGGGGACAAGUGAUGAGGGAGACAAAGGGACGACAGAUGAAGGGAUAACAUCAAGCAGUGUUUCUUUAGAGGUGAGUGUUGAGAAUACACAGACCGGUAUAGAACAAGUUGAGGUUACAGUUAAGAUGGGAGAAAAAACUGAGAAAGGAAACAUCCUUGUGGGUCCAUCUGUGGAAACGUUUAAACCAGAUGGGCAAGACCAUUUAAGCCAAACAAGUUCAGUACCUAAAUCUGAACAGGAUGAGCGUAAGGCUGGGGUGAAGAAGGGAGCUGCAGAUGGAACACGGAAAAUUGCUGCAAAUUUAGGUCAAGCAAAAGUUGUCCCAGAGGUUAAAAAGACAACAGUGGAGACCUCUGAUUUGUCAAAGCUGUCAGAAGGUUCACCAAGUGCAAAGCUUGGCAAACAGCACACAUCUGGUUCCCCUGAGCCAAGUGGCAAACGUAAAAUGGCUGCAACACUGAGUAGCACCACAGCUGCCCCUACUUCUUCAACCUCACCAGAGAAGAAAUUAGCCACCCAAAGCACGCAGAGGUAUGAGUCUGAUGAAAGCUGGUGUCAGACGCAAGUGCCGGAAGCAGUUGCAGAAAGGUCAGUGGUAGCCCCAGUUACUUCAUCCAUUGGGAUGGUAAGUGGGCCUGAUGUAGAGCUAGGUGUGAGGUUGCGAGGUGAUGCUAGCCCUAUAGGAAAAAGGGAGAAGAACACCAGACAAACAGACCGACACAGUGCCGAGUUUAGCAUAGUCAGGACCCCUGCUGCAGCCCAAGGUUAUGUAGCCGGCAGCUCUGCUAGCUUGGGCCGUCAUGCCCCACCAUACAAUCCAGAGGCCAUGUCUGUGGGGAUGGGGAUGGCUGGGAGCUUUGGGAGUCCAUACAGUUCCCUGUAUACAAGCAGAGGAGGAGCAGUAGGGAUGUAUGGGACUGGUCUACACCAUGGAGGAAGUGGGAGCAGCAGCACAGCUGAUUGGCAAAUGGACAGUGUAAUUGAACAGAUAGAAAAGCAAAUGGUAGCCGUGCUUGAGAAGAUCGAGGGAGAUAUGCCCUCAUUGCUUGAGCAAAUCAGUGACUGUCCUAGUGAGUCAGCACGGGCCAGGAGCACACAUGCCUCACCUUCCACUUCUCGCUCACGUUCAACUCAACAUUCCUCGACUUCAACCUCAACAACUCUUCCGCCGCUGCCAACCUCCCCAAGGCCAGCGCUACCGACACUCCCCCACCUUGGGAUCCCUCCUCCUUCAUAUCCUCCACCUUCUCCACCCACACAGACCUCACCACAGUCUAACAGGGAGCAGGAGGACAAGAAUGAACAGAGAGGCACAGCUCAAACCAGUCACUCACCCAGGGCUGGUAUGGGUAGAGGACUAUGAGGCAGUGGCGAUAAGGCGGUGCACAAUCGCAAAAACAUUUGGAACUUUGGAUUGAUUAACUAUGAUGGUUGAACACACCAGGAAAAAAUUAUUACUCACUUUGAAAAGUUACCCUACACAGGCCUAUGUGGCUAUUUGGUAUAGUUCAUAAGGAAUUGCUGUCCUGGGGACAUGCAACAAUAUGGCUUGAAUGAAGUUGAGAAUUCAAGAAUUGCAAGACUCGUUUUAUUCUAGAAUCCUGACUGUAUUGCUGAAUAUCUGCAGUAGCAUAUCCAAGUACUCUGCAAAGUUUAAUUGUAAGACUACAAAGCUAUGAAAGCUACAAUACACUACCAAAUCAGACAUGAUACUAACAGUGAAAAGUUACAUUUGUAUUGUUCGAUAUAUUGUAAAUAAAUUAUCUGAAAUUAAUUGCUGUUAAUAAUUUUCUUCCCAAAAUGUAAAUCAUUUCAUUUCCUACUUGGCAUAGCUUGUUUCCAAAGAAGUCUAUAUAUCCUAUAUAUUAUUUUAUCCUCUAUUAUUAGUUAUGUAGCUCUUUUUUUUUUUUUUUUGGUGGGGUUUAGAUUAACAUGGUGAUACAGAGGUAUGUAAGAAUGAUCUGAUAACACAAUUGAUUUGUGCAAAAUACAAAAAAAAUCAAAAUGUUACCCAAAGUCUUGUAAGUUUCUCCCCAACUGUCGCAAAGAUAAAGGCUGUUUUCCCAACUUGCAACACUGCAUAUAAAGGCUUUGCAGUCACACGCAAAAAAAUGUUUUUGUUGUCAAAGUUUUCCAAGAAACCUGUUCAAUAAUAUUGUUUCCCUUUUUUCCUUGUUUGGUCAAUAUGCAUAGGCUUUCUUGUCAGUUACACUGUCAGUUACACUGUCCUUUCUAUUUGCACCUACGUUUCAUAUAAAAUGUCCCACUAUAUUUCAUUAUGCUUUUGGCUGUGUGCUACUUGGGGUUCUAUGGUAUUUUACCCACUCUUUGUAACGUUAUUAAUAACUGUAAAAUGUGUUCUGUUUGCAAGUCUUUCAAUAAAAUCAAUAAAAC
Messenger RNA from Cyprinodon tularosa, 3618 nucleotides. It is a transcript of the gene camkvl, whose product is annotated as CaM kinase-like vesicle-associated, like. Gene Ontology annotation, biological process: peptidyl-serine phosphorylation. The record is from RefSeq and is a predicted model, not a curated record. The transcript is spliced from 12 exons. Lineage: Eukaryota; Metazoa; Chordata; Actinopteri; Cyprinodontiformes; Cyprinodontidae. Bases 155 to 2587 code for a protein of 810 amino acids. Gene Ontology annotation, molecular function: calmodulin binding; ATP binding; calcium/calmodulin-dependent protein kinase activity. Gene Ontology annotation, cellular component: intracellular anatomical structure.